Molecule: messenger RNA, 8251 nt
Organism: Nanorana parkeri
Lineage: Eukaryota; Metazoa; Chordata; Amphibia; Anura; Dicroglossidae
Gene: NSD1
Product: nuclear receptor binding SET domain protein 1
Exons: 23
Coding region: 250-7443 (2397 amino acids)
Biological process (GO): regulation of DNA-templated transcription
Cellular component (GO): chromatin; nucleus
Molecular function (GO): protein binding; histone H3K36 methyltransferase activity
Source: RefSeq, a predicted model, not a curated record
ACAAACCCCGGGAUUGCAGGCUCAACCCUACCGACAGGCUGCAACGUCCCCCCCACCUUCAGCAAGUACCCCAGCACCCUCUUCUCUGCGGCCUCCCCUCCCCCACGCAGGCUCCGCACGCCUCCUCUGGUGUAGCGAGGCACUGCGUGCUGUGCGGUCGGGGGGAGGCAGUGCAGACCGCCGCGGGCUCCGGGCCUAGCGCUGUGUGUGUGUGAUGAGGGGCAGGCGCACGGUUAGUGCCUGCACAGGAUGGAUGAAGCCUGUGAUCUAGACAGGCUCGGCAGUGGCCGCCUGACCUAUUUUAACUCCUUGGAUCCAAAUGCCCAGCACAAACGGUACGCGGUGGAUCGAAGUAUGCUGGAGCCAGUGAACGGGUGCCCAGUGCCGCGCAAUCAGCUGCCGCAGACUAACCCGCAGGGUUAUAGUCAAGAAUCUUCUUCCGAUUACAAUCCGCUGCGGCGGCUCCAAGACAUCGCCUCCAUGAUGAAUAUGGACGGCGUGAACGGAUCGCACAAUAGGGACAGGCGAGCGUCCGAACCGAGUCCGCAGCCUUACUUUUAUAAUCAGAGCGAACCACCAAUUCAUCCCACAGGAGCAGAUCCUUCACGCCACUAUACACCAGACAUUCCUUUGAAAUCCUGUAAACCUUUAAAAAAUGGAAUGCACCCCUUUAAUACGUUUUGUCAUGUGGAACCAGAAUAUAACAUGGAACAUCUAAAUUACGGACUGGAGGAAUCUGGCUUUGGUAUGCAUUUGCCUGUUUACAGACAACACCCCCCGGCAUUGGAAAAUAUUGGGGCGGCUACAUCAAAAAUAAGUGCACCUCCAGACUUUGGAGCAGAUUUGGAGGAUUUGGUCCAGCUAGAUUGGGCUAACGAUGGUGAAAAUCAAAUGGAAAAUAAACCUCUUCCGAGAAAAACGUCUUUCUUAGCAAUGAUCCAAGAUUCUGAAAUAUCAAAUGGAACCCACUCAAGUACAAUUUCAGACACUCUUUUAGAUGGUGGAAUGGAAGAAAGUCCACCAUCACAGGUGGAUAAUAGACUAAGCGGGCAAGGGCCCCUUUCCAUAAUAAGUCCAGAAGAAAAGUCCUUGUCUCUGGAAGAUGAGCUGGAAGAUUUUGAUACUAGUCAUGAACUUUCUCCAAACUCCUCGGAAUUACAACGACACCCGAGGAGGAAAAAAGCUGCUUCUGUAGUCUAUGAAGAAGGGGACAUUGUGUGGGCAAAGUUCAGUCGACGCCCUUGGUGGCCAUGUAAGAUCUGUGCUAUACCUCCUCAGGAAGAAAAAGGUGCAUCUACUACAAAGUCACCACGACGAUAUUAUGUGGAAACCUUGGGGGAACUAACGGAGAAGAUUUGGGUGACCGCAAAAGCAGUUGUUCCAUUCAAAGGUGUUUAUCAGUUUGAAGAAUUACCCGAUUCAAAACCGUCUCCAAAGGAAGGUUGUAGCAAACCGAAGAUUCCAUCAAAACUUCUUCCACUGUGGCAGUCAAGUAUUGCUCAUGCCCAGGAUUUCCUUGCCAAGACAGAGUAUGGGGAUGUUGUACAGUUUGCAAGUCCAACAGACCAACAGCCACAUUAUGGUGGAAAGAAUUUCACUGGAACAAUCGGUGUAUUGAAUGGUUUUGUAAAAUCUCACCUGCCCAACAGUGUCCCUUCUCCUUGCACUAACACUGAUUCUGUAAAGAAAAAACAUGGUAUAAGCCGAAAGCCUUUAAAUAAGAACUCUCCUAAGACCAAACACUUAGGGGAAGACUAUGUUGCCUCUAAGCAAGCUGUCUCUCCUGAUUCUUGGUCUAAUGAGACCAGUGAUGAAAAGAUUAAAAUGCCACCAUCUCAGAGAGAAAGUAGUGAUCUCAAACAAGUAUUUAAUGAUCCUCAUAGCCUUAGAGAAAGAAGCAACAGUACUGGACUACUGGAGCAAGACAAAUGUUUAAUGGACAAGCAGUUUCAGAGUGAUCAUGCUGAAUCUGCCAAGUCUUUAAAUAAACCAGCUGUGUCUUCAACAACAGAUAUACUUAAAAAUGAACUAGACACCCUUAAUCAAUUUCCAAUACAAAGUGCUGGCUCAGAAGUGGAGAUUUCUGCAGGAAAUAUAAAAAACAAGAAACGCGUUAGAGAUUGUUCAUUAUCCAGCCUUAUAAGUGCUAAUAAGAAACCUUCCAGAUCCAAAGACUAUUCAGACUGCAGCAAAGAGAUGUCGCCAAAUAAAUUGGCUGCACCAGAGUCUCCUGGGGAAUCCCAAAAACCAAUAUUGGCAAAUCAUACAAUCGGCAAAGGUCGCCAUUCUCUGAAUAAUUUGACUAGGCCUCUAAAUGUUGCAAGCCAGUCCUGCACAGCAGGUGAAAACUUGCAUGAACAUUGCAGUAAGGACUCCAAAAAUUCUCCUAAAUCGCCUAUUAGGCCUGGGCGCACAGAAAUGUCCUAUGAAUUGAAUGAAAGGUCUAGUGAUCCUUUAGAGAAGGAGCAGCCCAGUAGGAUAAGCAGUGAUCAUGCUGAAAACACAACCUCAAAACCUUCAACGCCCUUGCUCUUCCCGUCUGCUCCUGAUCAAAGUAGAAUUCCUAUGGAGCCUGACUAUAAAUACAGCAACCUGCUGAUGAAGCUUAAAGAUCUUCAUGAUACCAAAGCGAAGGAAAGAAAGCUCAUGACUGGAAAAAACACCUCUUCGGUGUGUAGCCCUACACAAUGUUCUUCUGAAAGUGGCUCAGAUAAGGUACACAAGCCAGCAGUAGAGGGUGGACUGAAGCAAGAGCUUGAAAAUGCCAGUGCUGAUGCAAAGGAUAGUUCUUUUGCUCAGUCUGGUGCACAAAACCCCUGUAGCUCGACAAGCAAAUUGGAUGGGUUGGUAAAUAUUACUACAGUACCUCGUCCAAACAAAAGAUUUACAAAGCCCUGCAUUCUGCAGAAGAGACGAGCUAGGACAACAGAAGAUGUGAAUACAAAUGACAAAACUGCUUCUCGGAAAGAGAGUAUGUCUUCAGAAUGCGUGGACCAACCUUUGGUAGGAAGGAGUCCUGAUGGGGCAAAGCUGGGCACUUCUCCCAACAGUAAUGCAUCGUCUCAGAAUGACACACUAAUAAAAGAAAAUAUGGAAACUGUAUCAAGUAAUUCUUUUGCACAGUCAAAUUCUCAAAAUGAUGCACAAACCUGCCAAAGCGGCACAACUGAAAUGAUUCCUUGUGGCAAGGAUACUGAAGCAGAUUCAAGACUUAACAGAGUGAACUCGGGUUCGGUUGAGCCAGAUGAUAAUUGUCUCGCGCCCAAAAAACGCUGGCAGAAGUUUGACCGUGCUAGUGAAGAAAACUACAGUGAAGGUUCUUUGAAGGAUUGCACUCCGCCACCCACUAAUCUGAGUGACAAAAGCAAAGCUCCAAGCCUUUCUGUCACAGCACAACAUGACCCACCACGACGAGGAGCUAACUGGAGUAAGAAAUACAAGAGAUCUAGAAAAAGAGGCAGGAACUGUGCAGAUGAACACUGGACGUCCGGUGCCCCAAAGAAAAGGAACUGCAGACAGCCUGCAGCUUCUUCACAGCAUGAACUCACCAAAGAGAAAGCCAAGCUGGGUCACCCUAAUAAAACAUGGAGUGAGCCUGCUGAUAAGAGCACUAAACUUUCACACUCAAGUGGAGAUUCGAAAGAUGGCAAGUUUUCUAGAAUGGCUAGCCAAGUUACCAUAAAAACGGAACCUAUUGAGGAAUCGGAUUGCUGCACUACUCCUUCUCCAGUCAAGCCAGCAAACUGUGGAAAUAGACGCAAAAGUAAACUUAUUCCAAGAGUGUGUGACUUUGAUGACCUGGAUGCUCAACUUGGCAUUAAAGAGGAAGAGGAGGAGGAGGAGGCAAUUUUCCCUAAAGCUAAGCCUGCCAUUGCUCUAUCACUGAAGAAACCUCUGAAACGUAUCCGGUACCGAAAAGCAAGCAGUAGGCUCACUGAAAAACGGAAGAAGAAGAAGAAACGGUUAAGACUUGCUAGCAAAAUCAAGAAGGAAAAGAAUCUGUCCUCUCGGGAAUCUUCUCAUUCUGAGGGUGAAAGUAAUGAUAUGGGUGCAGCUAGUCCAAGUGACACUGCUGAGGAGGGACUAGAUCAAGAUCAUGGAGGACCUUCUAAGAAGAACUUUGAACGAGGUGGAGGUGGAGCAGCCAUGAAAGAGAAUGUGUGCCAGGUCUGUGAGAAGCCAGGGGAACUGCUGCUGUGCGAGGCCCAGUGUUGUGGAGCAUUUCACUUGCACUGCCUUGGACUGAGUGGCAUGCCUCGGGGAAAGUUCAUCUGUAGUGAGUGCUCUUCAGGUGUCCAUUCAUGCUUUGUGUGCAAGACCUCUGAUUCAGAGGUGAAACGCUGCUCUCUAGCUCUGUGUGGGAAGUAUUAUCAUGAGAACUGUGCUUUCAAUUAUCCUCCCACCUUACAGCUGAAUAAAGGCUUCCGCUGUUCCCUGCAUGUCUGCACCACCUGCCAUGCCAACAAUCCCAGCCAUCCCUCAGCUUCUAAAGGUCGAUUGAUGAGAUGCGCCCGUUGCCCGGUUGCCUAUCAUGCCAAUGAUUUCUGUGUGGCAGCAGGAACGGUUACCCUUGCUUCUAACAGCAUUAUUUGCCCUAACCACUUUACUCCACGUAGAGGAUGCAAAAACCACGAGCAUAUCAAUGUUAGCUGGUGCUUUGUGUGCUCUGAGGGUGGAAGUCUCCUUUGUUGUGAAUCUUGUCCAGCUGCUUUUCAUCGUGAGUGUCUUAACAUCGAAAUGCCAGAGGGAAAUUGGUUCUGCAAUGACUGUAAAGCUGGCAAAAAACCUCAUUAUAAGGAAGUGGUGUGGGUGAAGGUUGGGAGAUACAGAUGGUGGCCAGCUGAGGUUUGUAAUCCGAAGAGCAUUCCUACAAACAUCCAAAAGAUGAAGCAUGAUAUUGGAGAGUUUCCCGUUUUGUUUUUCGGGUCAAAGGACUAUUUGUGGACCCACCAGGCUAGAGUCUUUCCAUAUAUGGAAGGAGAUGCCCUCAACAAAGAUAAAAUGAGCAAAGGAGUGGAUGCUGUCUACAAAAAGGGGCUAAUGGAAGCUGCAGAGAGGUUUGAAGAACUGAAAGCACAGAAAGAAAUGAGACAGCUGCAAGAGGAAAAGAAAAAUGACAAAAAGCCUCCACCCUAUAAGCACAUUAAAGUAAACAGGCCAAUUGGGAAGGUUCAGAUCUUAACAGCUGAUUUGUCAGAAAUCCCUCGUUGCAACUGCAAGGAAACAGAUGAUCACCCAUGUGGGCAGGACUCUGAAUGCAUUAACCGCAUGCUGCUAUAUGAAUGCCAUCCUUCAGUUUGCCCAGCUGGCGAACACUGCCAGAAUCAGGCCUUCUCCAAACGUCAGUACCCACAAGUGGAGAUCUUCCGAACUCUGAGCCGGGGCUGGGGAUUACACUGCAAAACCGAUAUAAAAAAGGGUGAAUUUGUUAAUGAAUAUGUGGGCGAGAUGAUUGAUGAAGAGGAAUGUCGAGCUCGCAUCCGCUAUGCUCAGGAACAUGAUAUCAUAAAUUUCUACAUGCUAACUCUAGACAAGGACCGUAUCAUUGAUGCUGGGCCAAAGGGAAAUUUUGCACGCUUCAUGAACCACUGCUGCCAGCCAAACUGCGAGACUCAAAAAUGGACCGUUAAUGGUGACACUCGAGUGGGACUUUUUGCCUUGUGUGACAUUAAAGCUGGAACAGAAUUAACAUUCAACUAUAACUUGGAGUGUCUCGGAAAUGGAAAGACAGUGUGUAAAUGUGGUGCACCAAACUGCAGUGGUUUUCUAGGAGUCAGGCCUAAGAACCAGCCAGUGUCUGAAGACCGGGCCAGGAGGAAGUAUGUGAAGCGAACAAAGAAUGAGGUGGUAAAGGAGCAUGAAGAUGAAUGUUUUAGCUGUGGAGAUGGAGGACAGCUUGUUUCAUGCAAAAAAACAGGUUGCCCCAAGGUUUAUCAUGCUGACUGCUUAAGUUUAACACGUAGACCUGCUGGAAAGUGGGAAUGUCCAUGGCAUCAGUGUGACAUUUGUAACAAGGAGGCAGCUUCCUUCUGUGAGAUGUGCCCCAGCUCCUUUUGCAAAAUUCACCGUGAGGGAAUGCUCUUCAUCUCCAAGCUUGAUGGAAGAUUAUCCUGCACUGAGCAUGACCCAUGUGGGCCUAAUCCUUUGGAGCCAGGUGAAGUUCGUGAGCCAGACUCCUCUUCUAGCAGAAAGAGUGAUCCGAUCCAGCCACCUUCUGCCACAAAAGCUGCAGCGGACAGUCCCAAGGAGAAGUCUCCUUCGUCAAUCGACAAGAAAAGCAAACUAACGAAAGUGUUGCUGAGUCCGUCUUUAACUGGUCCUCAAGAAUCUCUAUUCCUGGCUCUAGGGGAAAAUGCAAAGCCUACUGGAAAGGUUUUAGUUGGGUGUUCAGAUAAAAUGUCUUUGUCUGCUGGCAAAAUACUUUUGACCACUGCAGGGCAGAAGUCUUCCACUGGUAGAAAGUUGAUUCUGGCCUCCACUGCACAGAAGUCAUUGCCUCCUGGAAAGGUGUUGUUGGCAUCUUUGGGGAAGAAAUCUCUAACUACUGGGAAGCUUUUGUUGGCCUCUAUAGGAAACAAAAGUCUAUCUUCUGGGAAGGUACUGCUAACCCCUGUUGGAAAGAACUCUUCACCAGUUGGUCGAGUGCUGCUAUCUUCUACAGGAAAACAUGCAGGGAAAGUUAUGUUGGCUUCAGCUGGAAAGCUAACAGCAGAGGCGGGGAAGGUGCUCUUGACUGCUUCUGUAAAACACCAGGCUGUUACAGGGAAACCUGUUUUAGUUGAUGGAAAAGUUCUAGCUGGCAAAUCUGAUCAUGUAAAAGAAGGCAAGCUUGAGUCACAAUCUAGCAGUGCACCUCAACCUCGUAGGACACCACCCCUUGAUACCUCUGUAGAUAAAUGUAAUGCUCCUUUGAAGAAAAAAUUUACUCUAAUCACACUUAAACAGCCAAAACAUCCCUGCCAAAAAGUGACCAUUGAUUUAACGAAAGAGAGGCCUGGACAUGUUAAUCAUCACAAUGGCUCAAAUGGCAAAGCGCAGUCUAAGACUUCUUCCCAGAGAUCACACAACCAUACAUCUCAGGAGGAACCAAGCACCCCUGAAGGAACAUUGUCUAUGGCAAAAACAGGAGAUAGAUCUGAGAGCUCAGAGCACCUGAAGAAACCUGUAAAUUGUUCACAAACAUCAGCCACUACUUCUAAAGACCAAACUAGGAUCGCCAAAGAGGGGCCUCAUUCUGUAUCUGGUAAAACUUCCAUGCCAGCACCCUACAACAGCUCAGAAGAGAAAUCUUUGCCAUCUAUAGACUGCAUCAAUGAAACAUCUCUCUCUGAUCAAGAAGAGGCAGGUGUUUCUGGUGAGCAGAAACUUGCUACAAAGUGCAAGGUGCAAAACCCUUCUAACGCCUCACAAGGUCUUGUGUGCUCUGCACCUGAAAACCAGUGACAUGUAGAAAUUCAAAUUGAACUUGUGCCUCAUCAUGUAUUGAAAAAGUGCAAAGCAUUGUGUGGACUUAGCUGCCAUGACUGUAUAGAAAAUAGAUGCAGUGUAAUUCCACUGUGAACACAGCAUGCAGACUGUUACAUUUUGAUUUGCUUUUAGCUGAUGAUAUUUUGCAGAUCGACUUGGUCAAUUUCAUUACUGAGGGUGAACUGCUCAAGUCUCGUCACUAAUUAAGGAUUAACGUGUUCCUGAAAUGACUAGGACAACUGUUUUGUCCUUUUUAAGAGGCCGUGGCCUAUUAAAACAGCAAUAAGGCACUUCUGGCAAUGUUUUGCGUCUACAAACAAUAGUCUGGAGCUUGGCAGCAGAGAAAUAGAGAGGUGCCUUAUUACAAUGAUAUGUAGUAUUUUAAACUGAGGAUUUUUAGGAAACUUUUAAAGUCAGUGGACCUCAAAAUUGGAUGUGUGUUCUUUGGGUGAGGAGUUCCAUUGGUGCUUAGUAGUAUUGGUCUCUUCUUGAUCUGUCACUGCAUGCCUGCUUUUCUCACUAUAAAAAUCAGAUCUUUUGUAAUGUAUACUUUACUGUUAAUGCUUAUUUACACUUAUUUGGGUUUAUUGAAGUAUGCUACUGCAGUAUUAAGCAUUAACAUGAGCCCUGCUAUUGAACCAGGCAGAUCCCUUAAUGCAGCCUUGUAACAAAGGUUGCUAAAGUUCUAAGAGAUACACUUUAAACUAGUAGUGAGCAAUACAUGGGGUAAUAGACACUAUAUCCUGGCUAAUUGGGUUUUUAAUUAGCCCUAGACAAUUCUUAU